CAAACCAAAAAACCAAAAACCUUUCCUCUCUCUCUCUCUCUCCCUCUCCCUCGCUCUCUCACAGCAAAGCAAAACUAAAAUUCUCUCCCACUCAAACCAAGAAAUGGAAAUGGAACCAAAUCCGCCGGCGGUGGCCAAGAAGCUGUGGAACAUGAUGCGCGUGGUGUUUUUCAUGCUAAGAAAAGGCAUAUGUAAGAGCAAAAUAAUGGUUGACCUCCAUUUGAUGCUCAAACGCAGCAAGCUCGCCGGGAAGGCCAUAGCCGAGAACAUGACACUCCACAACCACCUCUCCGCCAUGAGUUGCCGUUCCAACGACGCACUUUCCUUCGUUUCCCCGCGAGAAUAUGAAUUCAGCUGCAGCAACAGCCCCGCCUACCACCACCCCUUCCACUUCAACAAGCGGAAGCACCACCACAACCUGUUUACCAAGUCUUAUCGUUACGACGACGUUACCACUGCCAAUGCGGUUCAGAAGGUGAUUGAGAUGCUGAACAACGACAUGGCGGAGGCGUCGCCGCUGGUUACAUUACCUGGGUUUGGAAAGAGCCCGAUGGUGAGGCAGCUUAGAGUUACAGACUCGCCAUUUCCAUUGAAGGACGACGGAGAUAGCCGGGUGGAUAAAGCAGCUGAAGACUUCAUUAAUAAGUUUUACAAGGACCUCAAGUUGCAAAAAAGAACGGCUGCAAUUGAAUCACCUUACCGUCAAGUGUGGGAUCGAUGAAAUCGUUCAUCCUUGCAAGCUGAAUCUGCUGAUGCAUAUGUACGUGAGAAAGUUGCUCCUCCUCUUGAAGUAAACCUCAUCAUAUUUUUGUUAUAUCAUCUGUGAUAUAACAUUGUAUUGGUUGGAUUUAGUUUAGCUGUUGUAAUUAUUUUUUAAUCGUCCAGAUUUAAUUACAAAUUUUACGUGAAAAGAAAUUAAAAUUAAAUUAAAUCUGGACCAUUAAAAAAAAUUACAAAAUACACGCCUAAACCAAAUCCAGAUCGAUUGGUUUUCUUUGCAAGGAGUUGAAGUGUACGUGCUGCUUUUGUAUUGAACAAGCUAGAACCCUUCCCGACAAUAACUUUGAUUUUGGUUCACAAUUUUAUUUUUGUUUUUGGUUUUUAA
Molecule: messenger RNA, 1105 nt
Organism: Alnus glutinosa
Lineage: Eukaryota; Viridiplantae; Streptophyta; Magnoliopsida; Fagales; Betulaceae
Exons: 1
Coding region: 104-721 (205 amino acids)
Source: RefSeq, a predicted model, not a curated record